UUCACGGGACCGCACGGAAGUAAACAAAAUAAGAAAUUAAAGUCACUAAUAUAUAAAUUAUAUAUAUUUGUCGUUUGCUAUUGCAUUUAAUAAAUACAAAUUUUAAUUUCCCUGCCAAUAUAAUGUCUUAGUUUUAAGAAAUAUAAUGCAAUGACUGUCACUAAAACCACUGCCUGUCUUAUCUUAUUUUUGUACUGGGAAACAUGGGCUCAGUUCCCAUUCCAAAAUCCAAGUUUGCCUUGGGAUAAUCGUGUAGAUGACCUGGUUUCUCGGCUAACGAUUGAGGAAAUAAUGUGGCAGAUGGCCAGUGGAGGGGCAGAGAUGAAGGGGGGUCAUGCCCCUCCAAUCCCCCGUCUUGGGGUGGGGCCAUACCAGUGGGAUGAGGAAUGUCUACAUGGAGAUGCUCGGUCUGGACAAGCUACUGCCUUCCCUCAGGCAAUAGGCCUUUCUGCAGCAUUUAGUCCACAACUGAUAUUUGAUGUUGCAAAGGCCACAGGAGUUGAGGUACGUGCAAAGCACAAUGACUAUGUGAAGCACAAGCAGUAUGGGGACCAUAAAGGCCUAAGCUGCUUCAGUCCAGUCAUCAAUAUCAUGAGACAUCCACUGUGGGGCCGCAACCAGGAGACGUACGGUGAAGACCCGUACCUGAGUGGCGAGUAUGCAGCCAACUUCGUUAAGGGUCUACAGGGUGACCACUUCAGAUAUGUUCAGGCAAAUGCCGGCUGCAAGCACUUUGACGUCCAUGGAGGGCCAGAAAACAUCCCUCAAUCAAGAUUCUCAUUUGAUGCAAAGGUGACAGAUCGUGACUGGCGCUUAACCUUCCUGCCCGCCUUUCGCCAGUGCGUCCACGCAGGCUCCUACAGCCUCAUGUGCAGCUUCAACAAAAUCAAUGGUGUGCCAGCCUGUGCCAACCGAAAGGUGUUAACAGAAAUAGCACGUGACCAGUGGGGUUUCCAUGGUUACGUGAUAAGCGACGAGGAAGCGGUUGAGAACAUCGUGCUAUUUCAUCACUAUGCCAACACGAGUAUGCAGGCGACCAUUGACGCCAUCACUGCUGGGCUAAAUAUAGAACUGACAACGAGCAGAAAAGACCCAUACUUCUUUACAAUGAUUGAUGCCAUCAAGCAGGGGAAGCUGUCGGAAACGCUGGUCCGUGAGCGCGUCAAACCCCUCUUCUACACGCGCAUGCGCCUUGGCGAGUUUGAUCCCCCGGAAAUGAAUCCGUACCUACGUUAUAAUCUCUCCCUCGUCCAGAGCGAUGAGCAUCGGGCCCUCGCCGUCAAGGCGGCCAUGCAGACGAUUGUGCUACUCAAGAAUUCGAACGGACUGCUUCCAAUCAAGAAACAUUUCAACACAAUAGCGGUGAUAGGUCCGAUGGCGGACAACCUGGUACAGCAGUACGGCUCCUAUGCUGCGGAUGUAUCCGCCAAAUACGCGCGGUCACCGUUGGCGGGACUGCGGCCCUUGGCAGACACCGUCAACUUCGCUGCUGGUUGUAACGACAACAAAUGCGCCAACUACUCGGCGCCGGAUGUGCAGAAGGCGGUGAAAGGCGCGCAGCUAGUUGUCAUUUGCUUGGGUACAGGCUGGUUGGUUGAGGGGGAGGGAAAUGACCGCGCGGACAUGAACCUGCCCGGGAACCAGUCCCAGCUGCUCACGGACGCAAUCAAAUACGGCGGCGGCUCCCCCAUUCUACUGCUAGUGUUCAGUGGCGGCCCGUUGAACAUCAGCGCAGCUGACCGUGACCCGCGUGUCUCUGCUAUCAUGCAAUGUUUCUUCCCUGCACAGGCGACCGGGGACGCCAUCUUUAAUGUGAUCACCAUGGCGACAAACGACGCCAGCCCGGCCGCGCGCCUCCCGUACACGUGGUACGACACAGCGGACCAGAUUCCGUCCAUGACGAAAUACACGAUGACGGGGCGAACAUACCGCUACUUCCAGGGCGCGCCGCUCUACCCCUUCGGCUACGGUUUAUCGUACACAAAGUUCCGUUACUUUGGUGUAGAACUGAUCCCUGUCAUUCUAGCCGGUGAUGACCAGUAUGUGUAUGGGCAGGUCAUGAACACGGGGGCGGUAGAUUCGGACGAGGUCGUGCAGCUGUACAUAUCUUGGCGGUCCACGAACCAGACGAUGCCGCGCCUCCAGCUGGCGGGAUUCUCGCGCAUCCAUAUCCGGACUGGCGAGAGCCAAGAGUUUAAAUUUACCGUCAACGCCCGGCAGCUCGCAGUGUGGACGGACGACAAGGGCUUCGUCGUGGAACCUGGAGUUAUUGACGUGUAUGUGGGAGGCCAGCAGCCCAACCAGCGGCGGACCGUCCCCUCCAACGUGUUAAAUACGCACUUCCAGAUUGAUGGACAGGCUGUCCUUGGGCCCAGCUAACGUUCCGGGAGCUACAAGGGACACGGGCGGGGACGUGGAAAGAAAUAUAAUCAGAGAUAGAGAUGAAACAAUAGUUCCUGGGGUUAUCAUGGCUUGACAUGUGAUCUGCCAUAUAAAAUGAUUAUAUAAAUAUAAUAUGAAUAGACAUAACCUUCACAAACAUGAUUAUAAGUGUGUAUAUAUAUAUAUACGGCAUAUAUUAUAUUGAGCCUGCAUCUUGACUUGGAAAUAGCGGCCUGUCUGCAGGGAAUGUGAUAUUUAUAAAGCUGUUGAAUUUUUACACCAUUAUUGAUUGAUCUUUGAUUAAUUGAUCUUUGAUGUGGGAAAUGAAAUGUUUGAAUCACGAAGGAAUGCAAAUUUAUAAAUAUCACAUUUUUAUAUCUGCUCCGCUGUCAUGCAAGGUAAGUGUGUUCAUAUAGGAUACAUAUAGUUCUGAGGUGAACAUAUCAUUGUACUUCUGAUCAUAACUAGAAAUUUAUACAUUCAUUAAAGGUGCUAGUUCGCGCGAUUUCUGAACAAAUAUGUGGAAGUUGCCUAAUCUAUCUUUACUUGAAGAUCUAUACUUGUGUUUAUAUAUACGCCAACGGGAUGCCAGCGUUUAUCAAAUAUGCCAUACCUUUAGUUUGGUACACCAGCAGUGAACCGUUGGUGGGUUUGUAUUCAGGUGAAUCGGUGAACACAGGCUGGGUCAGACUGGAUCGGUGGACAUUUUGGUAAAUGCAUAUUAUUAACCUAUAUCCAUUACUUAGUACCAGUUGAAUAUUUUUGCGAGCAAACUCAAUCGGAAGCUUUUAAACUGUCGAUUGUUGAAACUUUUCCUUUGUUCGGCAUAUGGCCUUUGUGAAGAACGCCGACGAUAUGGACUUUCAUUUCAACAACCGACAUCAUUUAAUGUAAUAUCUAACUAUUUAUCCCCACACCAGUAGAACAUUCCUGCACAGCCAUAAAGCUCUAUUUACAUCGUAUUUGUAAAAUAACAUGUCCUUGCAUAUUAUCAAUAAAACUGUAAAAUCGUA
Molecule: messenger RNA, 3395 nt
Organism: Mya arenaria
Lineage: Eukaryota; Metazoa; Mollusca; Bivalvia; Myida; Myidae
Exons: 13
Coding region: 151-2379 (742 amino acids)
Biological process (GO): arabinan catabolic process; xylan catabolic process
Cellular component (GO): plant-type cell wall
Molecular function (GO): alpha-L-arabinofuranosidase activity; xylan 1,4-beta-xylosidase activity
Source: RefSeq, a predicted model, not a curated record